CCUCACUCCACAGACAUGUCGCACAAUAGCUGAAGUAAACCUGUCACCGCGGCUCAUCAUCGGAGCCUCCAGAAAUACACCGCAGGUCAGGAGGGAUUUCAAACCGCACGGCCACCUCCUCUGUCGCUUCCCCUUCGCGUCGGACCCUCCGUUUGGAAACGCCUGGAUAUGAAUUAUGAGCAUUUUCCUCACUAAUGAACUGGGCCAGUAAUGCAGGAGACCGCCGCGACUCUCUCAUCAGUGUUUCAAGAUGGCAGAUUUUCAUUGAGUUUUGAGCAGAAAUCUCGCUUUAUUUUUUGCCAUGAAUAACAGAAAUCCUUGCACCGAUGGCCCCUGUAUACGAAGGUAUGGCCUCGCAAGUGCAAGUGUUCUCCCCUCACACUCUCCAAUCAAGUGCCUUCUUUAGCGUGAAGAAACUGAAGGUGGAGCAGAGCUGUAACUGGGAUAUGACAGGGUACGGCACACACAGCAAAGUCUACAGCCACAACAGCAGCAAGAACUUGUCGGCCGCCAGUGGCCCCCUCGGCAUCAACAGCUCCCUGCAGGUCGCCAGCUCCACCCUGCCCUACGAGCAGGCACUCAUCUUCCCAGCCAGCGCGGGCCACAUUGUGGUCGCCUCAGCCAGCAGCACUUCAGGGGCCGUGGGGUCUCUGCUGGGCAGCGGGGGUGGAGGCAGCAGCAGCAACAGCAGUGGUGGUGGAGGUGGCGGCGGCGGCAGUGGUGUGGGUGGUGGAGUCGGUGUUCAUAACCUGACACGCCGCAGCACGGUCAGUCUCCUCGAUACCUACCAGCGAUGCGGGCUUAAACGCAAAAGUGAGGAGCUUGACAACAACAGCAGUGUGCAGAUCAUUGAGGAGCACGGCCCACCAAUGAUCCAGAACGGAGCAGCCAGUGGAGCCACAGUGGCCACAGUGGCCACCGCCACCUCCACCGCCACGUCCAAGAACAGCGGCUCCAACAGCGAGGGGGACUACCAGCUGGUGCAACACGAGGUGCUCUGCUCCAUGACCAACACGUACGAAGUGCUGGAGUUCUUGGGACGAGGAACCUUCGGACAGGUGGUGAAGUGCUGGAAGCGGGGCACCAAUGAGAUAGUUGCGAUCAAGAUCUUAAAAAACCACCCGUCGUAUGCACGGCAGGGUCAGAUCGAGGUCAGCAUCCUGGCGCGUCUCAGCACGGAGAGUGCAGAUGACUACAACUUUGUGAGAGCAUACGAGUGCUUCCAGCACAAGAACCACACGUGCCUGGUAUUUGAGAUGCUGGAGCAGAACUUGUACGACUUCCUGAAGCAGAACAAGUUCAGCCCCCUGCCACUCAAAUACAUCAGACCCGUGCUGCAGCAGGUGGCCACAGCGCUAAUGAAACUGAAGAGUCUGGGGCUGAUCCACGCUGACCUGAAGCCAGAGAACAUCAUGCUUGUGGACCCGUCUCGACAGCCCUACAGGGUCAAAGUCAUUGACUUUGGUUCAGCCAGCCAUGUCUCCAAAGCAGUCUGCUCCACUUAUCUACAGUCCAGAUACUACAGGGCUCCGGAGAUCAUCCUGGGCCUGCCGUUCUGUGAGGCCAUAGACAUGUGGUCCUUGGGCUGUGUGAUAGCCGAGCUCUUCCUGGGAUGGCCCCUCUACCCUGGAGCCUCAGAGUACGAUCAGAUCCGGUACAUCUCACAGACACAAGGUCUGCCUGCAGAGUAUCUGUUGAGUGCGGGGACAAAGACCACCAGGUUCUUCAACAGAGACCCCGACUCCACCUAUCCUCUCUGGAGACUUAAGACUCCAGAGGACCACGAGGGUGAAACGGGGAUCAAGUCCAAGGAGGCUCGCAAGUACAUCUUCAACUGCUUGGAUGAUAUGGCGCAGGUGAACAUGACGUCAGAUCUGGAGGGGAGCGACAUGCUGGCAGAGAAGGCUGACAGGAGGGAGUUCAUCGACUUGUUAACAAAGAUGCUGACCAUCGACGCAGACAAGAGGAUCACCCCUAUCGAAACGCUCAACCACCCCUUUGUCACCAUGUCGCAUCUCCUCGAUUUCCCACACAGCACACAUGUGAAGUCGUGCUUCCAAAACAUGGAGAUCUGCAAGCGUCGUGUCAACAUGUACGACACAGUCAACCAGAGCAAGACGCCCUUUAUCACCCACGUGGCCCCCAGCACCUCCACCAACCUCACCAUGACCUUCAACAACCAGCUGAACACUGUGCACAGCCAGGCCACCAACCUGGUUCCCUCCUCCACCAACAAUGCCACCCUUUCCUUUGCAAGUCCUGAUGUCUCCAUACUAAACUACCAAUCUGCACUCUACCAGCCCUCCGCUGCCUCCAUGGCAGCCGUGGCCCAGAGGAGCAUGCCCCUGCAGCCUGGGGCCCCUCAGCUCUGCGCUGCCCGGCCGGACCCCUUCCAGCAGGCGCUCAUCGUCUGCCCACCUGGCUUCCAAGGGCUGCAGGCGUCCCCUUCCAAGCACACCAGUUACUCUGUGCGGAUGGAGAAUGCUGUUCCCAUAGUGACGCAGGCCCCUGGUGCCCAGCCUCUGCAGAUCCAACCCGGCCUGCUUACACAGCAGGCCUGGCCCAGCGGCACCCAGCAGAUCCUGCUGCCUCCAGCCUGGCAGCAGCUCACCCACACCUCGGUCCAGCAUGCCACCGUCAUCCCCGACUCCAUGAGCAGCACACAGCCCCUCGCCAACUGGAGGAAUUCCCAUCCUCAUGGCAGCCAUUAUAAUCCCAUCAUGCAGCAGCCGGCCUUGUUGGCUGGCCACGUCACGCUCCCAUCCAACCAGACGCUCAAUGUGGGAGUGGCACACGUUAUGAGGCAGCCCUCGACCAAUAACAACUCCUCUUCCAAAAAGAACAAACAGCACCAGAUGUCUGCCAGGAACAUGUCAGCCUAUGAGGUGUCGUCCUCUCAGGCGGUGCUAUCCCCGCAGCGCUCGAAGCGGGUGAAGGAGAACACACCCCCACGUUGCGCUGUGCUACAGAACGGCUCGGCCUCCAACUGCCCACCCCCGCAGGGCUGUGGGGGAGGCGGGUGGGGGGCUAACGAGGCAGAGCAGGCUUCCAGCACUACCCGCGACCAUCAGCACCAGCACCACGUCCCCAGACAGACCAUCAUCAUCCCCGACACGCCCAGCCCUGCAGUCAGCAUCAUCACCAUCAGUAGUGACACAGAUGAGGAAGAUGACCACAAACAAAACAACAGUUCAUCUUCAAAGCAGCGGAAGAAUGUCAUCAGUUGCGUGACGGUCCACGAUUCACCCGACUCGGACUGUUCCAGCAACAACAGCCCCUACACUGUGGAGUCCAGGGCCCCCAACAACAACAGCUACGACACAAAGACCACCAUCCUGGACAACUACAACAAUGGGAACCCCCGCACCAUCAUCAUUCCCCCUCUCAAAACCCAGAACAGUGAGGUCCCGAGUGAGUGUGAGCGCCUGAUGCCAGAUGCUAUGAACCAUCAGAAUUCAGCUUACAAGUUCAAAUCCUCCAAUGGAGUGGUGUCUGGCAAUAAUCACUUACCAGGGGGUGUGGCUGGAGGUGGGUCCUACCGUCAGCAGCGCUCAGGGCCACACCCCCUCCAGCAACAGCCUCUAAAUCUCAGCCAGGCCCAGCAGCAUAUGGUAGCCGAGCGAAAUGGUCAUCGGCGCCAGCAGGCCUACAUCACCCCCACCAUCGCCACUCAGGCCCCGUACUCCUUCCAUCACAAUAGUCCCUCUCACACGGGCAACGUCCACCCACAUCUGGCUGCCACACACCUACCCAGCCAGCCCCACCUCUACACCUACACAGCCCCUGCUGCUCUGGGCUCCACCGGCACUGUGGCCCAUCUGGUGGCGUCACAAGGCUCGGCGCGCCACGCAGUCCAGCACGGGAGCUACCCACCAAGCAUCGUUCACCAGGUCCCAGUCAGCAUGGGCCACCGCGUGCUGCCCUCACCCACCCUGCACCACAGCCAGUACCAGGCCCAGUUCGCCCACCAGGCCUACAUCAGCGCUUCGCCUGCCUCCACUGUCUACACUGGAUACCCGCUGAGCCCCACCAAGGUCAACCAGUACCCUUACCUCUAGAGAAGACACUGACUGACACUGGAGAGCCUAACCCAGCGCUGCUGCUGCCCCCGAACCCACCCGCCC
This is a messenger RNA of Epinephelus fuscoguttatus (brown-marbled grouper), 4124 nucleotides long. It is a transcript of the gene hipk2, whose product is annotated as homeodomain interacting protein kinase 2. The transcript is spliced from 15 exons. NCBI's taxonomy places the organism in Eukaryota, Metazoa, Chordata, Actinopteri, Perciformes, Serranidae. Bases 327 to 4058 code for a protein of 1243 amino acids. Gene Ontology annotation, cellular component: nucleus; cytoplasm; PML body. The record is from RefSeq and is a predicted model, not a curated record. Gene Ontology annotation, biological process: positive regulation of transcription by RNA polymerase II; peptidyl-threonine phosphorylation; intrinsic apoptotic signaling pathway in response to DNA damage by p53 class mediator. Gene Ontology annotation, molecular function: protein tyrosine kinase activity; transcription corepressor activity; protein serine/threonine kinase activity.